AUGAACAGAACGACUACUUCGCGUCCGUCUCGUGCAAUUCUUCUUCUUCAUGGCAGCGGAUCGUCAGAUGCUAUAUUCAAAUUCCAAACAUCCAAAAUUCGGGCUACUUUGAAGGACAAAUUUACAUUUGUGUUCGCGAAAGCCCCGCACCCCUCGGAGCCCGGCCCUGGAGUGCUUCCAUUCUUUGCCAAAAUGCCGCCUUACUUCACAUGGUUCCGAAAAGGAAUCGAAGCAACAAAGCAAGAAAUUGGAGUCUUCAAUCAGUGCAUCGAAAACACCGUCCUGGCCUGGAAAGCUGAGAACCCUUCAGGGGCGAUUGUUGGAGUGUUGGGCUUCUCACAAGGCGGCAUAGCAUCCACCCUACUGCUGUGGGAACAGCAAAUGGGCUUCGCACCUUGGCUUCCGGAUCUAGAGUUCGGCAUCUUGAUUUGUUCGGGAUACUACGAAGCUUUGACUGAGUGUAUGAGUGAUCUGAGCAUUGAUAACCAUCACGGCGGUCAAGUCUCGACGACCAGAUUGCCUACGUUGCAUCUUUACGGACGACAGGAUGUAUUUGGCGCUCCGUCGUCCAAGAAAAUGUUUGCAACCCAUUUCGCCGUAGACAGCGCCCGAAUGGAAAGUUUCAAUGGAGGUCAUGAGCUUCCUCGAGAUGAAGAUGACCUUAAGCUUAUCAGGAGUUUUGUGACAGAACGCAUAGAGGCCAACCCAAGAUAG
Molecule: messenger RNA, 714 nt
Organism: Colletotrichum truncatum
Lineage: Eukaryota; Fungi; Ascomycota; Sordariomycetes; Glomerellales; Glomerellaceae
Product: oxidoreductase
Biological process (GO): secondary metabolite biosynthetic process
Cellular component (GO): nucleus; cytoplasm
Molecular function (GO): hydrolase activity
Source: RefSeq, a predicted model, not a curated record